Messenger RNA from Rhinocladiella mackenziei CBS 650.93, 231 nucleotides. RefSeq lists its product as uncharacterized. The transcript has a single exon. Bases 1 to 231 code for a protein of 76 amino acids. Lineage: Eukaryota; Fungi; Ascomycota; Eurotiomycetes; Chaetothyriales; Herpotrichiellaceae. Gene Ontology annotation, molecular function: acetylpyruvate hydrolase activity. The record is from RefSeq and is a predicted model, not a curated record.
AUGCCGACUCAUCCCAUGAUUUUAACCAAGAGACCCAAUUCUGUCAUUGGGGACGGUGAUGAUAUUUAUGUGUACCUUGGCUUCACAGAGACUGCCAACUAUGAAAGGGAGGUUGACGUAACCAUCGGGAAACCCUGUUUCAAGAUCACUCAAGAGGAGGUACUUGAUCAUGGAUGGGGUUUCACAAUCAAUGGCGUGACGGCACCCGAACGCCAGAGAGAUCACAAGUAG